This is a messenger RNA of Suncus etruscus (white-toothed pygmy shrew), 2287 nucleotides long. RefSeq names its product zinc finger protein 770 (gene ZNF770). The record is from RefSeq and is a predicted model, not a curated record. Bases 139 to 2259 code for a protein of 706 amino acids. NCBI's taxonomy places the organism in Eukaryota, Metazoa, Chordata, Mammalia, Eulipotyphla, Soricidae. Gene Ontology annotation, molecular function: DNA-binding transcription factor activity; RNA polymerase II cis-regulatory region sequence-specific DNA binding. Gene Ontology annotation, biological process: regulation of transcription by RNA polymerase II. The transcript has 2 exons.
CCAAGUUCAGAGCCUUCUCUGCAGUGAGAUGACUGAAUUCUCUCCUCCUGAACCUCACUCGCCUAGAAUGGUUCCAUUUGAUGGGCCACCAAGGAAGCAGUUCUGCUUUUGCCUUUUGCAGGCCGUGUUGAAGCAUCUAUGAAGUUUGAAAAUACUAUGGAGAACUCACUGAAGAAGAAUAAGAUGGCUGAAAACAAUUUAAAAAUACUAAAGGUCCAACAGUAUGUAGCCAGCAACCUACCUAAAAAUAGGCCACAUAUUUGCAAUAUUUGCCUCAAGCACUUUGAGACACCAUCAAAACUAGCAAGACAUUAUCUUAUUCAUACAGGUCAAAAACCAUUUGAAUGUGAAAUGUGUCAUAAAGCCUUUCGGCAGUUUGUUCACCUGGAGAGACAUCAGUUAACUCAUAAUCUGCCAUUUAAAUGUAGCACCUGUCAACGCUACUUUAAAAAUCUGAAGACAUUCAUCAAACACCAGCAACUGCACAACGAAACCAACCAGAAUGACGUUAGACAGAUCAGAAGAUUGUUGGAGGACAAACAAGAGAAACCAGCGUAUGGGAUGUAUCGUACUUCGACCACAGAGAAGAAACGGGCACGGCAGCCAAAAUCUAAGUCUGAUCCCACGUACAACUCUGCAAAGAAAGAAAAGAAUAUUCAUGCUUGUGCCAACUGUGGCAAGACAUUCCCAUCUCAGUCAAAACUGGACAGGCAUGCACUCAUUCACACUGGUCAAAGGCCUUUUAAAUGUGUUCUGUGUGGAAAAUCUUUCCGGCAAUCGACUCAUUUAAAAAUACACCAACUCACGCACUCAGAGGAGAGACCUUUUCGAUGUUGUUUUUGUCAAAAAGGAUUUAAGAUUCAAAGCAAACUUCUGAAGCAUCAACAAAUUUAUACUAGAAAUAUGACUACUUCUCAGUCUCUUGAAUUAAAAGGGAAGAGUGCAGAAUCAUGCCCCUCGCCCAAUAAAUUAAAUGCAAAGCAAGAUGGUUUUGGAAAUGGCGAUGUUGGUGAAUCUGAUAAUAGUCAGCUUGGUAUUCAUUCUAUUUAUGUUGUCCCUUUUCAGUGUCCAGUGUGUGAAGAAUGUUUUGAAUCACAACAGAUUUUCAAUGGACACAAGUGUUUUCUUGCCAAAAGUGGCAAAAUUCCAAGUAGACACAAAAGGAACUCUAAAGCCAUUGUUAAAAAAAUCUUGGCCAAGCUUAAGCAUGCUGGGGGUAAGAAAUUAGAUAGCUUUCGAUCUGAUAAAAAGGUGUUUAAAGAUAGGUUUUUGAAAAAUUAUGAUCUUGUUUCUGGUGAGCAGAGCCCUGAACAAACCCAGAGACUCUUUAUUGGUUCUCUUUUCAAUCAUGGAACAUAUAAGACAGAUGACAAUAAAAAGAAGAAAGCAUUGACUUUACCAUUAUCUUGGCAAAAGCAAUUCCAGAGCCAAAAUACAGGGAAAAACUUGAAAGGUAUCCUUACAGCAGAAAAGAUGUUGCCUUUGGAUAACCCAGUGAAUGAUAAAGAUUUGUCUCUCUUUGACCCAGCAGGCGAGGAAUUAGAUAACUACGAAGUACUUUCGUGUGGCCUUUCAGUUACAAACGAAGACAUGCAUACUGGGCAUAAGCUAUGUCCCUGUGACAAAUGUGAAAAAGUAUUUCCUUCCAUAUCCAAACUACAAAGACAUUAUUUAACUCACACUGGCCAGAGGCCUUUCAGUUGUAAUGUUUGUGGGAAGUCUUUUAGACAGUCAGCCCAUUUGAAAAGACAUGAGUUCACUCACAUUGAAAAGAUGCCUUCUAGAAGAUCUCUUUGCCAAGUAGAAUUUGAAAAUUUGGGCAAACAUUUUAUCCAUCCGCGUGAUGGUGCUAACUGUAAGGCUUCUUCUCCCCGACGUCCAAGUCUUCGUUUUAAGAAACACAAGGUCUCAGAGUCAGCUCAGGUGCCAGAAGGCAAAGUUAAGACAGAGGCAGAGGAUUUCGUUCUUGUUACCCACCGUAGUAUCAAACCACUCCGUAUCUCGAAGGAGCAUCUCAGUGCAGAGCCGAGCCCACAGGGUCAAGGCUGUCGUUCUUCGGAGUCCCUGGAGAGGAGCGAGGGCCUUCUUUAUCACUGCAGUGUUUGUGCGAAGAGUUUUAGAUCUCCAUCGAAACUGGAAAGACAUUAUCUAAUUCAUGCCGGCCAGAAGCCCUUCGAAUGCUCCGUUUGCGGCAAAACAUUCAGACAGGCGCCUCACUGGAAAAGACAUCAACUUACUCACUUUAAGGAACGACUAUAAGAUAAAAUGGUCGUCUCCAGUUCUGUUA